UGCAGUGUUAAAAAGGACCUGAAGGUAGUCUGCUCAAACCUCCUGCUGUGAUCCAGCAGAACUUUUGAACAGAUUUCUUGACAUAGAAAAAUCUAUUGUAAAAAUACGGGAAAGAAUGGCAGCAGAAACGCAGACCCUGAACUUUGGACCUGAAUGGCUCCGAGCUCUGUCAAGUGGCGGCAGCAUCACAUCCCCUCCACUUUCUCCAGCGUUGCCCAAGUAUAAGUUAGCUGACUAUCGUUAUGGCCGAGAAGAAAUGUUAGCACUUUUCCUUAAAGACAGCAAGAUACCUUCAGACCUUCUGGAUAAAGAAUUUCUGCCUAUUCUACAGGAGGAGCCCCUGCCACCACUGGCUCUUGUACCUUUCACAGAAGAAGAACAGAGAAAUUUUUCCAUGUCUGUAAAUAGUGCUGCUGUCCUGAGAUUGACAGGACGAGGAGGAGGAGGAACAGUGGUGGGGGCUCCAAGAGGUCGAAGUUCUUCAAGAGGGAGAGGCAGAGGCAGAGGUGAAUGUGGUUUCUACCAAAGAAGCUUUGAUGAAGUAGAGGGUGUGUUUGGUCGCGGUGGUAGCAGGGAAAUGCAUAGGUCGCAGAGCUGGGAGGAAAGGGGUGACAGACGUUUUGAAAAGCCAGGACGAAAAGAUGUAGGAAGACCAAAUUUUGAGGAAGGUGGACCAACAUCAGUGAGAAAACAUGACUUUAUACGAUCAGAAAGUGAAAAUUGGAGAAUCUUUAGAGAGGAACAAAAUGGAGAUGAUGAAGAUGGAGGUUGGCGGCUAGCUGGAUCUAGAAGGGAUGGAGAGAGGUGGCGGCCUCAUAGUCCUGAUGGCCCCCGUUCUGCUGGCUGGCGGGAACAUAUGGAACGGCGGCGUCGAUUUGAGUUUGACUUCCGAGACCGGGAUGAGGAACGCGGUUACCGAAGGGUGCGUUCGGGCAGUGGGAGCAUCGAUGAUGACCGGGACAGCUUGCCUGAGUGGUGCCUUGAGGACGCUGAGGAGGAGAUGGGUACCUUCGACUCUUCUGGAGCCUUCCUCUCUCUGAAGAAAGUGCAAAAAGAAGCCAUCCCAGAAGAACAGGAGAUGGACUUCCGGCCUGUGGAGGAAGUAGAAGAGGGCUCUGAUUCUGAGGGCAGUCAUGGUGAAGAAGCCAAAGAACCUGAUAAGACGAAUAAGAAAGAGGGGGAGAAAACUGACAGAGUAGGAACUGAAACUAGUGAGGAAACACUCCAAAUCUCCUCGUCUGUUCGACCAGGCACUCCUUCAGACCAUCAGCCGCAGGAAUCAUUACCAUUUGAGAGGAAAGAGGAACCCAACACUGAACAAACAGAAAAAGGUGAAGAAGAGAGUCAGACAGAAAGUGGUCUACCAACCAAAGUGCCCAGUAGAGGGGAUGAAAUGGUUACUGACGUCCAGCAGCCCCUGUCAAAGAUUUCAGAUACAGCCUCUCCACUUCUCAUUCUUCCACCUCCUGUUCCCAAUCCCAGUACUGCCCUCCGGCCAGUUGAAACACCGGUCGUUGGUGCUCCUGGUAUGGGAAGUGUUUCUACAGAGCCAGAUGAUGAAGAGGGUCUCAAACAUUUGGAACAGCAAGCUGAGAAGAUGGUGGCUUAUCUUCAAGACAGUGCUCUGGAUGAGGAGAGACUGCCAUCGAAACUGCAGGAGCCCAGAGCGAAGGGUGUGCAAAUGCCCUUAAUGCAUGAAGCGAUGCAAAAGUGGUAUUAUAAAGAUCCUCAGGGAGAAAUCCAAGGUCCCUUCAAUAAUCAGGAAAUGGCGGAAUGGUUUCAGGCAGGCUAUUUCACUAUGUCCUUAUUGGUGAAGAGAGCAUGUGAUGAAAGUUUCCAACCUCUUGGUGAUAUAAUGAAGAUGUGGGGAAGAGUUCCCUUUUCUCCUGGUCCAGCUCCUCCUCCUCAUAUGGGAGAGUUGGAUCAGGAACGACUGACCAGGCAGCAAGAACUCACGGCCUUAUACCAAAUGCAGCACCUCCAGUACCAGCAGUUCUUAUUACAGCAGCAGUAUGCCCAGGUUUUGGCGCAGCAGCAGAAAGCCGCCCUGUCUUCGCAGCAGCAACAGCAGCUAGCACUUCUUCUCCAGCAGUUCCAAGCCUUGAAAAUGAGAAUAUCCGACCAGAAUGUCAUUCCCUCCGUAGCAAGGUCAGUGUCAGUACCAGAUACUGGUUCUAUAUGGGAACUUCAGCCAACAGCCUCACAGCCUACAGUCUGGGAAAGUGGUAGUGUAUGGGAUCUUCCCCUGGACACAACGUCUUCUGGACCUGCUCUUGAACAGCUCCAGCAGAUAGAGAAGGCCAAAGCUGCAAAGCUAGAGCAGGAGAGAAGAGAGGCAGAAAUGAGGGCAAAAAGGGAAGAGGAGGAACGAAAGAGGCAAGAAGAACUGCGGAGACAGCAGGAGGAGAUUCUUAGGAGACAGCAAGAGGAAGAAAGGAAGAGACGGGAGGAAGAAGAGCUUGCCCGAAGGAAACAGGAAGAGGCUCUGCGACGCCAGAGGGAGCAAGAAAUUGCAUUAAGGCGACAGCGGGAGGAGGAAGAGAGGCAGCAGCAAGAGGAAGCACUUCGGAGAUUGGAAGAGAGGAGAAGAGAGGAGGAGGAGAGGCGAAAACAGGAGGAGUUGUUACGCAAGCAGGAAGAGGAGGCUGCAAAAUGGGCCCGGGAAGAAGAAGAAGCCCAGCGCCGUUUAGAGGAGAAGCCGGCUACGGAAUGGAAGAGGAGGGCGGCCAGAAUUCGGCACGAGGAAGAAGAGCGGAGAGGAAAGAGCUGGAACUUCAGCGUCAGAAGGAGUAAAUGCGCCAGAGGCAGCAAGCAGCAGGAGGCUCUGCGGAGGCUGCAACAGCAGCAACAGCAGCAGCAGCUUGCACAGAUGAAGCUUCCCUCCUCUUCAACAUGGGGCCAACAGUCUAGUACAGCGGCAUGUCAGUCCCAGGCCACGCUGUCACUGGCUGAAAUCCAGAAACUAGAAGAGGAACGAGAACGGCAGCUUCGAGAAGAGCAGCGGCGCCAGCAGAGAGAACUGAUGAAAGCUCUGCAGCAGCAGCAGCAACAGCAGCAGCAGAAACUCUCAGGUUGGGGGAACGUCAGCAAACCUGCAGGCACCACCAAGUCCCUUCUGGAGAUCCAGCAGGAAGAAGCCAGGCAAAUGCAAAAGCAGCAACAGCAACAGCAGCAGCAACAGCAGCAGCCAAGUAGAUCUCGGAAUCCUCCACAUUCCAACCUGCACACCAGCAUGGGGAAUUCUGUUUGGGGUUCUAUAAAUACUGGUCCUCCAAACCAGUGGGCAUCUGACCUAGUCAGUAGUAUCUGGAGUAAUGCCGACAAUAAAAAUUCCAACAUGGGAUUCUGGGAUGAUGCAGUGAAAGAGGUGGGACCUAGGAAUUCAACAAAUAAAAACAAAAACAGCGCCAGUCUCAGUAAAUCUGUAGGUGUGUCUAACCGGCAGAAUAAGAAAGUAGAAGAAGAAGAAAAGUUGCUGAAGCUCUUUCAGGGAGUAAAUAAAGCCCAAGAUGGAUUUACCCAAUGGUGUGAACAGAUGCUUCAUGCCCUUAAUACGGCAAAUAACUUGGAUGUCCCCACAUUUGUUUCUUUCCUGAAAGAAGUAGAAUCACCGUAUGAGGUCCAUGAUUAUAUAAGGGCCUAUUUAGGAGAUACCUCUGAGGCCAAGGAGUUUGCCAAGCAAUUCCUCGAGCGCCGUGCCAAGCAGAAAACUAGCCAGCGGCAGCAGCAACAACAACAGCAGCAACAGCAGCAGGACUCUGUGUGGGGGAUGAACCACAGUGCACUCCAUUCAGUAUUUCAGACCAAUCAGAGCAACAAUCAGCAAUCAAAUUUUGAAGCCGUACAAAGUGGCAAGAAAAAGAAAAAGCAAAAGAUGGUUCGAGCGGAUCCCAGUUUAUUAGGAUUUUCAGUUAAUGCUUCCUCGGAGCGACUGAAUAUGGGUGAAAUCGAGACACUGGAUGACUACUGAGUGUCCACCGGAGACUGGCCUUCCCUCUCCUUUCUACCGACCACGGAUUCUCCACUUCCUCACCUCUACUCUUUAUCCCUCUGCAACAAAUCACAGAACUGGCCAUCUCGGGCUUUUUCCUCUAGCUCUGUGUCCAGGAUUCUUUAGGCCAUUUUGUUGGUGAGCAUCUCCCAACUGUAGAUGAGAGAUUGGACGAUCCCGCCUCUCGGAGGACAAUUGGGAUCACUUCCCAACAAGCUCAUCUUGGGCAGCAUGUGUUUACUUGCUGUUUCCCAGAAAGUGAGUUGGAAUCUGUGGAAUCUGCCAAUAGCAAUCUACUUUCUCUUGUCACUUUUACUUUUCUAUUUCUUUUUUUUUCUUCCUCUCCUCCAUUCCCUCCUACCCCUUAAAGGGCAAGCAAGGGGUCCUCCUGGUGCAAUAAUGAAGAGAGUGAAUGACAGCAGACCUGGCCCACAGCCCAUUGUACUGGACCAUGGCUCAGGUGCCCAACAGAGCAAGCUCUUCCAGGCUGCAUGUUGUGUGGCCACUGAUAACUGUGGGAUUGCAUCAUAGUGGCCCAAGGGGUAGGAUCUAGAUGGUUUUGCUUGGAUACCACACACACAUCCCUUCUUUCCAAGCAUUUGGGAGAAGGGAUUUGUGUUGUUCUUCCUAGACUAGUGACUUUCAAGCAAGCCAACUAGCUUCCCCCUGGCAUACGCCAACCUCAUUGGACAGAAGAAAUCCUGUGGCCUGGGAGAGGGACUUGUGCUUAAUUUUUCUUAUAAAAACUGAUUUUUUUUCCCAUAAAUAUUUUUACUUCAGAGGACUAGGACCAGUUUGUUUUGGGCCUUUCUGCUGAAAAUUUGUCUCGUUUAAGAGGCAGCUAGGAUCUUUACCGUAUGUAUGAAAUUGUAUAAUUUACGUUUGGGAUAGGGAUAAACUUUUGCUUCUGAUAAAGCCCGGAAUUUACUCUGGUUCCUCAGAGCAUUGCGUGUUUGUCUUGCUUGGCCCCAAAAAGGUUUUGUUGAAAGGUUCUGGAAUGGCAAAUUGUGUUGCCUUUUCUGAAAAAGUGCACAUACAGAAUCUUUGAGGCCUUCAUUGGUGGAAACUAUCCUAAAGAAGGCAGCAGGAUUGAGGGAGGGAGCGGGUGGGCAGAGUUCAGGCAGAGAAGCCUGGGUCUGGCUUCUUCUGGGGAUGACCUCCUAGAUAGAAGUGUAUUCAAGCCCUAUUUAUAGACAGAUACUCCUCCUGCCUCCACCAGCUGCCUGCCACCGCCCCCCUCCUCACACCCCCAUUACCCGGAAUGCCAAGUACACUUUGGUCUGGAGCCAUUGGACCAUCCUUCCUUGAAUGAGAAGUGUUAUGGUUUGGGGGACAUCUUUCUUCCUCUCAUGCCUGAAGAAGGCCAGAGUUGUUUUGAGAGUAGUUUGGUUUUGGAUGAUUAUGUUCGGUUUCAGUUUUUAUUCUCUUUGGGAUUGUCAUCCUCCCUGUCCCUUCUUGCCGCCUCCCUCUUUACAUGUACAGUAACUAUACAGAGACUGAUACAAAGUUGUAUAUAGUUUUUGGAUCAAAUAGCAUGAGGAGAUGGGGACCCCUUCAGAAUUGGGACUCCUGUUCUCCUUUGCUUUGUAAAUUCAGAAGUGGGGGUGGGAAAGAGGGAUAGUUAAAAUGUUUACAAAACUUUAAGCUCCCUCGGAACUUUUGCCAGUGUGGAGGAAAAUAAAAAGAACUUAAAUAAAA
This is a messenger RNA of Suncus etruscus (white-toothed pygmy shrew), 5689 nucleotides long. RefSeq names its product GRB10 interacting GYF protein 2 (gene GIGYF2). The record is from RefSeq and is a predicted model, not a curated record. The coding region runs from base 116 to 3970 and encodes 1284 amino acids. Lineage: Eukaryota; Metazoa; Chordata; Mammalia; Eulipotyphla; Soricidae. Gene Ontology annotation, molecular function: protein binding. Gene Ontology annotation, cellular component: membrane; vesicle; proximal dendrite. Gene Ontology annotation, biological process: insulin-like growth factor receptor signaling pathway. The transcript has 28 exons.